AUGCUAGAGAUCAAUGAACUGGUUUCAAAAGCUCGCGGGGAAGGCAAACAUGUCGUCCAUUUAGGCUUCGGCGAGGCCACAUUUCCUAUCCAGCGAAAAGUUCUUCAGGCUCACAAGGAAGCAUCCACAGAAACAAGCUAUAUGCCCGUUGCUGGCUUAGAGACUUUACGAACGUCCAUUGCAAGUUUCAAUGCGGAUCGUCUCGGUGUCAAGAUCAGCCCUAAUCAGGUAGUUGUUGCCCCCGGAUCGAAGUCGCUGCUUUUCGCUUUAUUCGAUAUACUCGAUGGCGCUGUCUUGCUUCCUCGUCCCUCGUGGGUCAGUUAUGAGCCACAGGUUCUACAUGCCGGGAAAAGGCUUUUCUGGGUUGAGACGGAUGCUGUCGAUCGUCACACCAUUACCAAGUUAUCCCUUCUCUCUCUCUACGAGAAGGCAGUCUCAGAGGACCAAGUUCCUCGGAUUAUGCUGGUCAACAGCCCAUCAAAUCCGACAGGACACGUCUUUUCUACAAGUUGCGCUCAAACGAUCAAAGAUUUUUGGAAAUCGAAGGGGAUCAUUCUCAUCACAGACGAGAUAUAUUCGGAUAUCUGCUUCGAUGAAUCUCAGAAAGGGAUAAGCGCAUUUGACAGUGCCACUGAUGAUCCCGAAACCGUGAUCCUCUCUGGUGGGCUAUCUAAGACAUACUCGGCUGGUGGCUGGCGCGUAGGCUAUGCCAUUUUCCCCCGUCGGAACAAGGAGAUAUCAUCUGCAAGACAGUCUUUGAAUAUGCUUCCGAAUGCUGGUCUGCGGCAUCCGCACCGGCCCAAUUCGCAUCCAUCAAAGCUUUCUCUACGAGUGAAGAUAUGUCUCUAUUCUGCGCUCAAGGAACUCGGAUUGGAUGUUGGGCAGCCUGGGGGCGCCUUUUACGUCUACCCUGCUGACCUUUCAGCGUGGCUGAUACGAGAAUGUGGACUGGCUGCCCUACCUGGCUCUGCUUUUGGAGAAGAUGACAAUGGGCCCCUGCACGGACGGUUCCGACUGCGGAUGGCCACUAGUUAUUUGUACUUCCAAAACGAGGUUGAUCGAUAUGAAAAGGGAUAUGAUAUCCUCGAGCGCUGUGCUUCCGGGGAAGAGAUCCAGCUUCCGUACUUGGAGGAGGCGAUCAGAUCCCUGGAAAAUGCGGUACGGAAGCUGAGAAACGUCGGUCUCUAA
Molecule: messenger RNA, 1188 nt
Organism: Penicillium waksmanii
Lineage: Eukaryota; Fungi; Ascomycota; Eurotiomycetes; Eurotiales; Aspergillaceae
Product: pyridoxal phosphate-dependent aminotransferase
Exons: 6
Coding region: 1-1188 (395 amino acids)
Biological process (GO): biosynthetic process
Molecular function (GO): catalytic activity; pyridoxal phosphate binding
Source: RefSeq, a predicted model, not a curated record